UCCAAUAGAAAUCCAACGGCGAAGAAUGAUCUAAGACCAGGACUCGCUACACACAAUAAAAGGUUCGUGCCGUCCAGCCGACGAUUACGGAAGACUACUCUAUGGGUCCCUCCACUUUUAUACACAAUUCUCACAUUGCCGCAAAACAAAUCUCUCUCUCCGCUCUACCCAUUCUUCUCACUGAAAAAAACAUUGUUCUCUUCUCCCAUGGCGUCCACACGUGAGGGUCAUUAUAGAGGAGUCAGAAAGCGCCCAUGGGGUCGUUAUGCAGCUGAGAUUCGUGACCCUUGGAAGAAAACCCGGGUUUGGUUGGGCACUUUUGACACUCCGGAGGAGGCUGCACUAGCCUACGACGGCGCCGCCAGGUCCCUGCGCGGUGCCAAGGCUAAAACCAACUUUCCCUCUCCACCCGUACCAGGACUUUCUUUAAACAUCAACGUCCCGACCGAAAACCGGUGUGUCUCACCGUCCGGCCGGCUCAUGAUGAACGACUUUCUCAGCACUGGGGUGAAUGCGGUCAACGAUGUGAGCUUCAGGGCCAGUGAUCACAGCACGCCAGAAGUAGGCGGCCCUUCUGGAACUCCGGUGGAGGAAUCCGGCUCCGGCGAUGGCGAAGCGAGAUAUUUUGGUAUAGUAAGACGUGGGUUGCCCAUAGACUUGAACGAGCCUCCACCUUUGUGGAUGUAAGCAUUUUCGAAACGGCAUGGUUGUCAGACUAAAGAGAGUUUUGCUUAACAAAAUUUGUAUGAUCUAAGGAACUAAUAUUAGCAUUUGUACAUAUAUGUUUUUCGAGCUUUAUCAUGAUUAUGUAUUGAAACUUGAAACAGCUGAGUUCUUUAUUAUGUUUAUGACUGUAUGUGUUAAAAGGAAGUGGAUCAUGUAGAUUAUUGUGGAUAAAGUGCUGAUCCAAGGGGGUUGAGCCUGUUUUUUCUUGUGUUUGUGCAACAGAGAUAUCCGAUUUAUUCGGACGGAGGGAGUAAUGUGGUUCACGUGGGAGGCGAUUCACUUCUUUGGAAUAA
Messenger RNA from Olea europaea var. sylvestris, 1019 nucleotides. RefSeq names its product ethylene-responsive transcription factor 12-like. Gene Ontology annotation, biological process: regulation of DNA-templated transcription. The record is from RefSeq and is a predicted model, not a curated record. The coding region runs from base 208 to 687 and encodes 159 amino acids. Lineage: Eukaryota; Viridiplantae; Streptophyta; Magnoliopsida; Lamiales; Oleaceae. Gene Ontology annotation, molecular function: DNA binding; DNA-binding transcription factor activity. The transcript has a single exon.